Amaranthus tricolor (Joseph's coat) is the source of this 1231-nucleotide messenger RNA. RefSeq lists its product as uncharacterized. Bases 185 to 763 code for a protein of 192 amino acids. The transcript has 2 exons. NCBI's taxonomy places the organism in Eukaryota, Viridiplantae, Streptophyta, Magnoliopsida, Caryophyllales, Amaranthaceae. The record is from RefSeq and is a predicted model, not a curated record.
UCUCUUACUCCUCUCUGUACAUUUGCUGGCAAUUCUCUCUCUUUCUAUCUCCUCUUUUUCUCCUUCUCUUUUCCCUGUUUUUUGACAAAUCAUUCCUCUGUUUUUUCUUUCCUCUCUAAAUUUUCUUAAACCCUAAAAGAACCCAUUUCUUCUAUGAACAAAUCAUAAAAAACCCAUUAAAAAUAUGUCAAACAAACAUUGUUAUUAUUAUUAUUAUUAUUAUUAUUAUUUAAUAAUAUGGGUUUUUAUGAUAAUCAUUGUAAAAUCAGAAACUAGUUCAAAAUCAAUAUACCAAGUAUUAGAAUCAAAGGGUUUACCAUCUGGAUUAUUCCCAAAAGGGAUUUCAAAUUUUACAAUUGAUGAUGAUGGGAAUUUUAGGGUUUAUUUAAAUGAAGCUUGUGAAGCUAAAUUUGAGAGUGAAAUUCAUUAUGAAAAAGAUGUUUCUGGGCAAAUUAGUUUUGGGCAGAUCGGAAAUUUAACAGGAAUUGAAGCUCAAGAUCUGUUUUUAUGGUUUCCAGUUAAAGGAAUUAGGGUUGAUAUUCCAAGUUCUGGUGUUAUUUAUUUUGAUGUGGGUGUUGUUCAUAAACAAUUCUCUGUUUCUUUAUUUGACACUCCAAGAGAUUGUGUUGCUACUACUCGUCCUAUCGCUAUUGGGAAUUUUGAUUUUUCCUCCAUUGUUGUUGAUCUCCUUGUUAAGAAAUUAGAUGGAAUUCUACAAUAUAGUUUGAAUUGGUGGAAGAACGAUGAAGCAGAAGUUAUAUAGAUCCAUUUCAUUGAACUUAGAGGAACAAAUUCAUUUAGUUUCAAAUCAUGUACAUUGUGCAUCUUAGAUGGUUCUUGAUCUUCUUUGUUUAAAUCAAUUUUGGCCGCCUGAACAAAUAUGAAUUAUCGAGUAAAUAUUGGGAAGAAUUCAGUUAUAAAGAACUCAAAAAAUCACAAUGAUUUGUAUUUCUUAUUGAACAAAUAUGAUUGAAGAAAGAGGAGACUAAAAUGUCGAUUAAUGUCAUUAGCCUUAUAAAGUAUAUAACAUAUACUGAAUUUUGGCCAAAAUACUCUAUCAUUGUAGUGUCAAUAUUUACUCCUUGAGAAAAUAAACUAUAUACAUGAAUUUUACUUAUAGUAAGGAUAUUCAUAAUGAUAGUAAUACAAAUAAAUAUUCAGUUUAUUUCAUUUUGAUCGUUGUGUGAAAUUUUAUUAAUGUUACCAAUAAAUAAAGAUUUAUUGUUGGAUA